GACAGACUACAAGAAUGGAUUUGGUUUCCCUAAUGACUCCUACUGGAUAGGAAAUGACGUUAUGCAUCAACUUACCAAGGGAAGGAACUCCUCCCUCUACGUAUCUACCACACUGACUAAUGGGACAAAGCUCUAUGAAUUAUACAACCAGUUCUCUGUUUCUGAAGAAACCAACAACUACCGACUUUUUCUUGGCGGGUCAGCUACCGGGACCCUUGGUGACAGCAUGAGAAGCCACGAUCUGUCUGGGAUGUCCUUCAGUACCCCAGACAGAGAUAACGACGGGUUUCCUAGAAACUGUGAUGCUGACAGUGCCAUUAGAGGAGGCUGGUGGUUUAACUGGUGUCACCAAGCCUUCCUUAACGGUCAGUGGUCCCCGGGAUCCUGGUACAGACCAUGGUAUCCUACAGUCUCUGAUAAUAAACAGACAAAGGAGACUUUUAUGAUGCUGAAACAUAACUGACACUUUAUAUCUUUAUAUCCAUACUUGUUCACGCAUGAUAUGAAAAGUUAUAUACUUUUAUCAUAAAUGAUGAAAACUUUAUUUUUAGACAUAAUGGUGGUUUCUUUAAUAUAUACAAUGUAUCAAACAUAUAGAUUUAAUGUUAUUAUGUGUAAUGAAUUUAUUGAAAAGUCCUAACAUGUAUUGCGUUUAAGAUAGUGUUGUACAUGUAACAUCAAUUACUAAAAACAAGAAAAUCGCAUUAAAUAUUGUUACAUAAUAAAAGUUUUGUUUUUAUUUUAUCAAUUGUCGUUUUAUAAUUAAUAGUCUAAUGAUAUAAAGUAUGUUAACAACAAACACAAUGUUUUUUUUUUUAAUACAUUCCUUGAAUUUCAACUAUCCCCGUGAAAGGUCACAUAACUGGGUAGAAAUAGUAUCCAUCAGUCUGUCAUCUCCAUGUGUGUUGAUAAUUAGAAUUUCAUUCUGUUACAAUUUAUAAAUGAUGUAGAGAUGAUAAUUUCGUAGAUUUUAUUUUCAAACACCAAUAUUACUUGUUACUUGUACUGUAUUUUGUAUAUACAGUGAGUGGAAAAUGCUGCAUGUAAUGCCAAACCAAUUAACUGAAAACAAAGUAUUAUAUGAUUUAUUUUCAUGACAUUAACGUUGAAGGCCUCAGUGUAACGUCAUAAGUGAAAAUCAAAUUCCCCGCUCUUCUUGAGCAGUUUUAAGUUUUAUAAUCCACCUUCAGAAACCUUAAAUCACAUUGACAUAUAUUUGAGUCUUUCAGACAAAAAUGCUACAUAUCCCGUGAUGUAAAUGUUGUUAAUUUUACGGCGCUAAAUUUUGCGCACGGAAAGGGAUAAUUCUUUCUACUUUCCUGCAUUUUUAAUAAACCACCUGUCCUUUCCUAAUAUGAGAAAUACUCUUUAAAAACCUGUAUAUUUU
Saccostrea cuccullata (small rock oyster) is the source of this 1387-nucleotide messenger RNA. RefSeq names its product ficolin-1-like. The record is from RefSeq and is a predicted model, not a curated record. The coding region runs from base 62 to 463 and encodes 133 amino acids. NCBI's taxonomy places the organism in Eukaryota, Metazoa, Mollusca, Bivalvia, Ostreida, Ostreidae. The transcript is spliced from 3 exons.